Iphiclides podalirius (scarce swallowtail) is the source of this 504-nucleotide messenger RNA. NCBI's taxonomy places the organism in Eukaryota, Metazoa, Arthropoda, Insecta, Lepidoptera, Papilionidae. The record is from the annotation of a GenBank genome assembly.
AUGCUUGAAGACGAUGAUGUUCAAGAUUUAUGGAAAUUGAAAAGGAAAUUUGACGUUGUUGUUGUGGAACAAUUUAACGGUGACUGUUCCUUGGGCUUGGCGUACAAGCUUAAUGCACCCGUUGUCGGAUUAACAUCGCACGUUUUGAUGCCUCAUCACUACAAUCGCUUCGACGCUUUAGCAGAUCUUCCGCAAAGAGUUGUAUGGAAGUGGGAGACAAAAUCCCUUCCUGGGAAACCUAAAAAUAUAUUCGUGUCGAAAUGGCUACCGCAGAAUGACUUACUAGCCCACCCAAAAGUUCUUGCAUUUUACUCACAUUGUGGACUACUGGGGGUAACAGAAGCUGUAUAUCAUGGGGUACCAAUAGUCGGGAUGCCAAUUUACGGAGAUCAACCAGUGAAUGCUGCUGCCGUAGAAGAAAGUGGUUUUGGGGUAAAAAUUAAUAUGCACGAUGUCACAAAGGAAAAUCUUCUUCAAAAAUUCAAGACAGUCUUAAACCCUGAG